Messenger RNA from Mus pahari (shrew mouse), 1634 nucleotides. It is a transcript of the gene Pa2g4, whose product is annotated as proliferation-associated 2G4. The record is from RefSeq and is a predicted model, not a curated record. Lineage: Eukaryota; Metazoa; Chordata; Mammalia; Rodentia; Muridae. The transcript has 12 exons. Bases 180 to 1364 code for a protein of 394 amino acids.
GCCCUGCGCCUCAGCCCGCGCGCUCGCCGCUUCUCGCUCUCUCCGCCCGCCCUCCCGCUCCCUUGCUUGCUCGCGCUUUCCUCGCGGAUCGGAGAGACUCUAGCUACAGCUUGUGGCUGGGAAGGGAGACGGAGGCCGCAGCUCAGGGAAAGUGAAGCUGCAGUAGUAGCAGUAGGAAGAUGUCGGGCGAAGACGAGCAGCAGGAGCAAACUAUUGCCGAGGACCUGGUCGUGACCAAGUAUAAGAUGGGGGGCGACAUCGCCAACCGGGUGCUUCGAUCUUUGGUGGAAGCUUCCAGCUCAGGUGUGUCUGUACUGAGCUUGUGUGAGAAAGGUGAUGCCAUGAUCAUGGAAGAGACAGGGAAGAUCUUCAAGAAGGAAAAGGAGAUGAAGAAAGGUAUUGCCUUUCCAACCAGCAUUUCCGUAAAUAACUGUGUGUGUCACUUCUCCCCUUUGAAGAGUGACCAGGACUAUAUACUCAAGGAAGGUGACUUGGUAAAAAUUGACCUUGGGGUUCAUGUGGAUGGCUUCAUUGCCAAUGUGGCUCACACUUUUGUAAUUGGUGUAGCUCAGGGGACCCAGGUAACAGGGCGGAAAGCAGAUGUCAUUAAGGCCGCCCACCUAUGUGCUGAAGCUGCUUUACGGCUGGUCAAGCCUGGGAACCAGAACACACAAGUGACAGAAGCAUGGAACAAGGUCGCUCACUCAUUUAACUGCACACCAAUAGAAGGUAUGCUGUCACACCAAUUGAAGCAGCAUGUGAUUGAUGGAGAAAAGACCAUUAUCCAGAACCCUACAGACCAGCAGAAGAAGGACCAUGAAAAGGCAGAAUUUGAGGUGCAUGAGGUUUAUGCUGUGGAUGUCCUCGUCAGCUCAGGAGAAGGCAAGGCCAAAGAUGCAGGACAGAGAACCACCAUCUACAAGCGAGACCCCUCUAAACAAUAUGGCCUGAAAAUGAAAACUUCACGUGCCUUUUUCAGUGAGGUGGAAAGGCGUUUUGAUGCCAUGCCGUUUACUUUAAGAGCAUUUGAAGAUGAGAAGAAGGCUCGAAUGGGUGUGGUGGAGUGUGCCAAACAUGAGUUACUACAACCAUUUAACGUUCUCUAUGAGAAGGAGGGUGAGUUUGUUGCCCAGUUUAAAUUUACAGUUCUACUCAUGCCCAAUGGCCCCAUGCGGAUAACCAGUGGUCCCUUUGAGCCUGACCUGUACAAGUCUGAGAUGGAGGUUCAGGAUGCAGAGCUGAAGGCUCUUCUCCAGAGUUCUGCAAGCAGAAAAACCCAGAAAAAGAAGAAAAAGAAGGCCUCCAAGACUGCAGAGAACGCCACCAGUGGAGAAACCUUAGAAGAGAAUGGAGCUGGGGACUGAGGUGGGUCCCCUCCCCAGCUUGUCAUUCCUGCCUCACCCCCUCCCACCGCACCCCAGGCUCUGUCAAGUGCAGUUCGUCUUCUCCACCCAAGACUACCAGCAGAGCGGGGGUCUUCAGCCCUCAUCCCGGUCCCCCACCUACCCACCCACUCCUUUCAACAAAAAACCAGCUCCGACUGACUCUGGUGUUGGGAGACCAGGCUUCCCAGCCACCGAAGACUACUUUUAGUAGAAAAAAGAAAUUGAAUAAUAAAAUCAGGAGUCAAAAUC